Messenger RNA from Megalopta genalis, 3756 nucleotides. RefSeq lists its product as uncharacterized. NCBI's taxonomy places the organism in Eukaryota, Metazoa, Arthropoda, Insecta, Hymenoptera, Halictidae. Gene Ontology annotation, molecular function: protein binding. The record is from RefSeq and is a predicted model, not a curated record.
GCUGCUGGUGCUACCGCGGCUGGCAUUCGCGUCUAACGCGCAAGUUUUGGCGGCAUCAAUCGCGAAAGAGGCCGGUAGCAGGACGUGUCUCGCGAAUGAACGACCGGACGCUCGCCGGCAGUCACGGGAUGCGAUCACCGCCGACCGGUACCACCCUCGGAGCGUCGGCGGACCGUUUCAGGAGCGACCGGCGCCGGUUCGAAAUGUGAAAAAGAUCGUGCGGGAAGCGAUGUGGCUUCCGUUGAUGCUGCUCGCCUUGAUGGCGACCGGCUCCGCGUGCCCGGAUCUGUGCGAGUGCCAUCACCAGACGUCGGUCACCGAGGACACGGACUUGGUUCUCGUCAAGUGUCGCGGUCGUGUGCCGCCGCUCGGCCAGCUGUCCCCGAAGACGAGCAGCCUGUCGGUCGAAGGCGCGGAGGACUACGAGGUGAUCAACUUCUUCGACGAGCUGGAGGCGACCGACCCGCCGGACGAUUUCGGCUUGAUCGGCAGGCUGAACGAGCUGGACGGGAACGAUACCCGGUUUGCGGACAACUCGACCGUCGGCUUGGCUCGCCUCGGCGAGCUGUCGUUCACGAACUGUUCCCUGGUGUUCUUGAACGCGACGUGGCGCGGCUUCGAGCGCAUCCGAUCGCUGAAUCUGUCAUGCAACAGCCUGGUCGGGCUGGACGACCUGGCCGCGGUCCGCGCGGUCAACAUGACCGGCUUGGCGAGGCUCGACCUGUCCGACAACGCGAUCACCGGCCUCGGUGCCGGCGGAUUUAGGACGCUUUCGGGAUUGGUGAGGUUGAGUUUGAGAAGAAACGCGAUCGCCUUAGUGCACCCGGACGCGUUUCAGGGCCUCGACCAACUGGAGUUCUUCGACCUGUCGGACAACCGGCUGGCCAAGCUGCCGGACAACGCGCUCACGCCGCUCUACUCGCUACAGAAGUUGGAUCUCAGCGGGAACCAGUUGCAGGUGUUGGGCACCAGGUGGUUCGAGAACUUGAACAGACUGAGGGAGUUGGACGUCUCGCGGAACGGACUGGCGCGGGCUGCCUCGGGUACCUUGCAACCGCUGCCGGGAUUGUCUGUGCUGAAGCUGUCCGAGAACCCGCUCAAGGAAAGGGACGUGUCCCUGCUGUUAGGUACCGGCAGACGAUUGGAGACCGUCGACGCGUCCCGCACAGGCCUCGCCAGAGUUCCGGCCGCAUUAACGAGAUCCGUGAGAGCUCUUCGACUGGCCGGCAACAAAUUGACCACCAUCCGCGGCGGCGAUCUAGAUAGCUAUCCCCUGUUGCGGAUAUUGGACAUCUCUGAGAAUCGAUUGACGGAUAUCGAAGACGACGCGCUGGGUCGCUUGGAAGUGCUCGAGGAGCUGGACAUUUCUGGCAACGUCCUGGUUCGCGUGCCCCGCAGUCUUCCGAGCAGCUUAACCGAUUUAAACCUCCGCCGGAACAGGAUCCAAGGUCUGAAGCUGAACGAUCUGCAGGGGCUGUGCAAUCUGAAAACGCUGACGCUGAACGACAACGACAUCGGCGAGAUCGAAGUGGGCUCGCUCGGCCAAUUACCGGUGCUCGAGGAGCUCGAUCUGUCCAAUAAUCCCAUUAAAACGCUGCCAGCUAAUACGCUGAGUGGACCGAGCAAUCUCGCCAAGCUCCGUAUGUCGAGACUAUCCUCGCUCCAGCGACGGCAGGAAGAGCAGAGCGACAUGGCGUUCCCGGUACCUACGCCCGAAAGGCUCGUGCUGCUCGACGUCUCCCAGAGCCCAGUCCUGGCCAGGCAGCUUCUAGCGGACGACGCCGCGUUGUCCGCCUGCAAGAGCCUGCAGGAGCUGGAUCUCUCCGCGACCAACGUCACCGGGCUCCGAUUCGACCUGCCGUACAUGCUGCCGCAGCUCAGAAUCCUGCACCUUAGCGGGAACAAUUGGAACUGCACCGAGGAGCUCUACUGGAUAGCCGAAUGGCUGCAGCAGCGCAAACAGCUGAACAAAGACCUGGAGCCCGGCCGAUGCGCGACUCCGCAAGAGCGGUCCGGAUCGCUGCUCCGUGAUCUACCAUCGCCGCCAACCCCGGUGCUGGCCGUCGCGACGAGCACGGAAGCUGUCGAUCACCCGGCAGAGUCCACCACCGAGUACAAAUCGUCGCAGGAUGCCUCGAGGCCGCCAAUCGCCGGUAACGAGACCCGCUUCUUCGAAGCGCCGACGUUGUUCAGGAACGCGAGCGCCGCGCGGCAGAAGAUAAUCGAAGUCAAUCGGACGUCGGCGGAGAUCAAGAAUUCCAUUACGGACGUCGCCGGGCACGAACCGUCAAUUAACGGGAUGGACGAGCGGAAGAGCGAGCCUGUCUCCUUCAUGCUGACGAAACUGGCCGCGCGGAAGCGGACGGAGGAUGAGACGGAAGCCGACGCCAAGCACUCGAAGAUCCUGAAUAGCAACUUGACGAAAGAGAGCUCGCUGCUCGGCGACGGACUCGACUCGAACGCGGUCCAGGAGGAGUUGAACAGCAGAGCGAUUAAUCCCGACGCCAGAGUGUCCGAGGCCCUAUCGGCUGGUGCUCAUCCAGGGAUGCUGGUGCUCGCCGGAGCCGUGCUGGGUGCUGCAGCGGCGCUGACUGUGGUGCUGUCGCGAAGAGCCACCUUGCGCCGCAGGGACAGGUAUCACCGUCACGAGAACAUCGAGGUGCACACGCUCACUCCGACCACGGAGCUUUGGUGACCGGAGUCGGAACACGCUCGACUGUUCGAGAGGGAGCGCAGACAGAACGAUCAAGAGAAACCCGUCGAGCGAUCCUCGUCGCUGAUGAGCUGGCCCGGCUCGCUGCUCGGCGGAUGCUUCCGGACGUCGCUCGAGCGAGCCUGAGAAGAGGAUCAGAUCGAAGACUCCCGACCGUGGUUUCACGUUCGUCCGCGAUCUAGAUCAUCCCGGAGGGCUAGGGUCAAGGUUCAGUACAAACUCGAAGAGGAGAUUGUCCCCGCAUUGGACCCGGUCCGUCGGGAGGCAGCGCGAGUCGGCGUCCGAGCUUAGAGCUCGUUCGAGCGCUCGAUUACGUUCAGCGGGGAAUCGAUACGCUUUCAGCGGGGGAGGAUGAUUGGACGAGAAUAUUCGUUCCGAAUUAAAAUUAAACACGCUCACGCGAGGGGUCUUGAUCGAUCGUCAAACACACACGUUCCCGACUACUUCGAGGAUCCAAUCGCUGUCCGCGCCGCGCCGCGUCGCGACGGGAGAAGAGAGAAAGAGAGAGAAACACCGGCGAGAGAGGAGAACCGCAGGAGGCAAUAAUUACCGCUGACAGCUGCGAUCGAUCUCGGGCUCGAUCCGGAGAGUUCAAUAGCACAUAGUGACAAUAAUAACUGCAACGUGGCCCGCGCGCGCGUCUUCGAUGGUCCGAGGACACACGCGUCGUCCGACUCUCGGCAGGUUCUUCGCGCGGUGCACGCGAGCAGUGCGGGACACGGGCCGGCAAGCGGACAAGAAACUGGAGGGAAACGUGCCGCCGUGAAAUUUCGCGGUGGUGAAUUGUACGUUUGAAUGAUAGUGCAGGUGGGGACCGGAGAGAGACCGAUUGCUGAAGAACUUUUAUCGAACGCCGAGGGACUGAGUGAGAGAAGAGGUGUUCCUCGAGAGUACGCGAGCGUGUGCCGGUGAAUGGGGAUGCGAGAAAGCGUGCGAGGAACGAGCGAAGAGAGCAAGUAGCCCAGAGUAUGUAUGUAUGUGUGCACCGGUUUCUUCCGCGUCUGCGUGCGUAUGUCUGUUCCAUGUAUGUUGUGCAUGUAUAG